AGCAGUGAUGAUAGUGAUAGCAGUGAUGAUAGUGAUAGCAGUGAUGAUAGUGAUAGCAGCGAUGAUAGUGAUAGCAGUGAUGAUAGUGAUAGCAGUGAUGAUAGUGAUAGCAGUGAUGAUAGUGAUAGCAGUGAUGAUAGUGAUAGCAGCGAUGAUAGUGAUAGCAGUGAUGAUAGUGAUAGCAGUGAUGAUAGUGAUAGCAGUGAUGAUAGUGAUAGCAGUGAUGAUAGUGAUAGCAGUGAUGAUAGUGAUAGCAGUGAUGAUAGUGAUAGCAGUGAUGAUAGUGAUAGCAGCGAUGAUAGUGAUAGCAGUGAUGAUAGUGAUAGCAGUGAUGAUAGUGAUAGCAGUGAUGAUAGUGAUAGCAGUGAUGAUAGUGAUAGCAGCGAUGAUAGUGAUAGCAGUGAUGAUAGUGAUAGCAGCGAUGAUAGUGAUAGCAGUGAUGAUAGUGAUAGCAGUGAUGAUAGUGGUAGCAGUGAUGAUAGUGAUAGCAGUGAUGAUAGUGAUAGCAGUGAUGAUAGUGAUAGCAGUGAUGAUAGUGAUAGCAGUGAUGAUAGUGAUAGCAGUGAUGAUAGUGAUAGCAGUGAUGAUAGUGAUAGCAGUGAUGAUAGUGAUAGCAGUGAUGAUAGUGAUAGCAGUGAUGAUAGUGAUAGCAGUGAUGAUAGUGAUAGCAGUGAUGAUAGUGAUAGCAGUGAUGAUAGUGAUAGCAGUGAUGAUAGUGAUAGCAGUGAUGAUAGUGAUAGCAGUGAUGAUAGUGAUAGCAGUGAUGAUAGUGAUAGCAGUGAUGAUAGUGAUAGCAGUGAUGAUAGUGAUAGCAGUGAUGAUAGUGAUAGCAGUGAUGAUAGUGAUAGCAGUGAUGAUAGUGAUAGCAGUGAUGAUAGUGAUAGCAGUGAUGAUAGUGAUAGCAGUGAUGAUAGUGAUAGCAGUGAUGAUAGUGAUAGCAGCGAUGAUAGUGAUAGCAGUGAUGAUAGUGAUAGCAGUGAUGAUAGUGAUAGCAGUGAUGAUAGUGAUAGCAGCGAUGAUAGUGAUAGCAGUGAUGAUAGUGAUAGCAGUGAUGAUAGUGAUAGCAGUGAUGAUAGUGAUAGCAGUGAUGAUAGUGAUAGCAGUGAUGAUAGUGAUAGCAGUGAUGAUAGUGAUAGCAGUGAUGAUAGUGAUAGCAGUGAUGAUAGUGAUAGCAGUGAUGAUAGUGAUAGCAGUGAUGAUAGUGAUAGCAGUGAUGAUAGUGAUAGCAGCGAUGAUAGUGAUAGCAGCGAUGAUAGUGAUAGCAGGGAUGAUAGUGAUAGCAGUGAUGAUAGUGAUAGCAGUGAUGAUAGUGAUAGCAGUGAUGACAGUGAUAGCAGUGAUGACAGUGAUAGCAGUGAUGAUAGUGAUAGCAGUGAUGAUAGUGAUAGCAGUGAUGAUAGUGAUAGCAGCGAUGAUAGUGAUAGCAGCGAUGAUAGUGAUAGCAGCGAUGAUAGUGAUAGCAGCGAUGAUAGUGAUAGCAGCGAUGAUAGUGAUAGCAGCGAUGAUAGUGAUAGCAGCGAUGAUAGUGAUAGCAGCGAUGAUAGUGAUAGCAGCGAUGAUAGUGAUAGCAGCGAUGAUAGUGAUAGCAGCGAUGAUAGUGAUAGCAGCGAUGAUAGUGAUAGCAGCGAUGAUAGUGAUAGCAGCGAUGAUAGUGAUAGCAGCGAUGAUAGUGAUAGCAGCGAUGAUAGUGAUAGCAGCGAUGAUAGUGAUAGCAGCGAUGAUAGUGAUAGCAGCGAUGAUAGUGAUAGCAGCGAUGAUAGUGAUAGCAGCGAUGAUAGUGAUAGCAGUGAUGAUAGUGAUAGCAGUGAUGAUAGUGAUAGCAGUGAUGAUAGUGAUAGCAGUGAUGAUAGUGAUAGCAGUGAUGAUAGUGAUAGCAGUGAUGAUAGUGAUAGCAGUGAUGAUAGUGAUAGCAGGGAUGAUAGUGAUAGCAGUGAUGAUAGUGAUAGCAGUGAUGAUAGUGAUAGCAGUGAUGAUAGUGAUAGCAGUGAUGAUAGUGAUAGCAGCGAUGAUAGUGAUAGCAGCGAUGAUAGUGAUAGCAGCGAUGAUAGUGAUAGCAGCGAUGAUAGUGAUAGCAGGGAUGAUAGUGAUAGCAGUGAUGAUAGUGAUAGCAGCGAUGAUAGUGAUAGCAGCGAUGAUAGUGAUAGCAGCGAUGAUAGUGAUAGCAGUGAUGAUAGUGAUAGCAGUGAUGAUAGUGAUAGCAGUGAUGAUAGUGAUAGCAGUGAUGAUAGUGAUAGCAGUGAUGAUAGUGAUAGCAGUGAUGAUAGUGAUAGCAGUGAUGAUAGUGAUAGCAGUGAUGAUAGUGAUAGCAGUGAUGAUAGUGAUAGCAGUGAUGAUAGUGAUAGCAGCGAUGAUAGUGAUAGCAGCGAUGAUAGUGAUAGCAGUGAUGAUAGUGAUAGCAGUGAUGAUAGUGAUAGCAGUGAUGAUAGUGAUAGCAGUGAUGAUAGUGAUAGCAGUGAUGAUAGUGAUAGCAGUGAUGAUAGUGAUAGCAGUGAUGAUAGUGAUACUGUAACCCCUCUAAUUUUAGCGACCAAUAUAUUUAGCGAUUUCGAAUUGUUGACGUUUUAG
Messenger RNA from Sycon ciliatum, 2565 nucleotides. Its product is annotated as dentin sialophosphoprotein-like. The annotation marks the transcript as partial. The transcript has a single exon. The record is from RefSeq and is a predicted model, not a curated record. NCBI's taxonomy places the organism in Eukaryota, Metazoa, Porifera, Calcarea, Leucosolenida, Sycettidae. Gene Ontology annotation, biological process: cell adhesion; ossification.